Molecule: messenger RNA, 2154 nt
Organism: Cydia amplana
Lineage: Eukaryota; Metazoa; Arthropoda; Insecta; Lepidoptera; Tortricidae
Gene: Nt5b
Product: cytosolic purine 5'-nucleotidase
Exons: 12
Coding region: 229-2154 (641 amino acids)
Molecular function (GO): 5'-nucleotidase activity
Source: RefSeq, a predicted model, not a curated record
UAAUUAUAUUAACGUACCAUUCAAACUCAUGAAUACUUGUAUGCUAAUCUAUAAAUAUAAUAAAAAUAAAUCUAUGAUGACGUUAAAAGGUCUGUAUCAGCGGGCAAGAGUUUAUCAUCCACGAGGGUCAUUUUACUGCGCGGGAGUUCGAUCGCCGGCAGUACUAACUUGAAACCUUAACGACGCACACGUACAAUUCGAUAUUUAAAUUUCAAAUUUGAUUUAAUAAUGCCUGACGCGUUCGAGAGUGCGUAUCCGCUGUCGCCGACGGUGAAUCCGGAGCAGCUUCGCGCACGCGCAAACUCCUCUUCUAAAAAGAAGCGGCCAUCCGUGACGUUCUACGCCGGCGAUGAAGCCCUAGAAGUACCAGAUAAAUCCAUUGUCGGCAUAGACAAGCCGUUGACGAAGACGUCCAACGACAGGAGUGAGGUUGAGCUGGACACGUACGCGGAGUCCCUGACCAGCAUGCACAGCCGUUGGUUUGACAAGCGCGCGGCCGAGCACAGAAUCUUCGUAAACAGAUCGCUGCAUUUGGAGAACAUUAAGUUCUAUGGAUUCGAUAUGGACUAUACCUUGGCCGAAUAUAAAUCGCCACAGUAUGAAACAUUAGGAUUCAAUUUAACCAAAGAGAGAUUAGUAACCAAAGGAUACCCCAAAGAAAUCUUAGAAUUCGAAUAUGAUCCAUCAUUUCCAGUCAGAGGGCUGUGGUUCGACACACUUUACGGUAACCUGUUAAAGGUAGACGCCUAUGGUAACAUUCUCGUGUGCGUGCAUGGGUUUGAGUUUCUUAAACAUUCACAAGUAUACGAAUUGUACCCAAAUAAAUUCUUGACAUUAGACGAGUCUCGAGUUUAUGUAUUGAACACGCUGUUCAACCUGCCCGAGACGUAUCUAAUCGCCUGCUUGAUUGACUUCUUCACUAAUUCCAAGGACUACAGCAGAGAGAAGACGGGAGUGCGCGCAGGUGACCUGGCUAUGUCCUACAAAUCCAUCUUCCAAGACGUCCGCAAUGCCGUCGACUACGUCCACAUCCACGGGGAUCUCAAACAGAAGACCACAGAGAACCUAGACCUGUACCUGAAGAGGGAUGAGCGCCUGCCAAUGUUCCUCUCGAGGAUCCAGGAGAGCGGGGCCAAGCUGUUCAUACUCACGAAUAGCGACUACAAUUUUACGGACAAGAUCAUGACCUAUCUGUUCGAUUUCCCGUACGGCGCGAAGCCUGGCGAGCCCCACAGAAACUGGCGGACGUACUUCGACUACAUAGUUGUGGACGCCAAGAAGCCCCUAUUCUUCGGCGAAGGCACAACCCUACGGCAGGUCGACACAAGGACGGGCGCGCUCAAAAUGGGCCAUCACGUCGGGCCCUUGCACGAGGGACUCGUUUACUCUGGAGGUUCAUGCGACGUGUUCACCGUCCUCAUCGGCGCGAAAGGCAAGGACGUGCUGUACAUUGGUGACCACAUUUUCGGUGACAUCCUCAAGUCCAAGAAGAUCGGCGGCUGGCGCACGUUCCUCAUCGUGCCUGAGCUGGUGCAGGAGCUGCACGUGUGGACGGACAAGUGCCAGCUGUUCGCGCAACUGCAGAGUCUGGACGUGCAACUCGGAGAUAUGUACAAAGACUUGGACUCUAGCACAAAGGAGAAGCCGGACAUUUCAAAACUGCGGAUGGCGAUUCGUGACGUCACGCACAAGAUGGACCUCGCGUAUGGCAUGCUCGGCUCACUGUUCCGCUCUGGUUCCAGACAGACCUUCUUCUCAUCACAGGUGGUGAGAUACGCGGACCUGUACGCGGCGUCGUUCCUGAACCUGAUGUACUACCCGUUCUGCUACAUGUUCCGCGCGCCCGCCAUGCUCAUGCCGCACGAGUCCACGGUCGCGCACGAGCAGCGCUUCACGCUCGAGGCGCCCACCAUCGACAGGUCCCGGCACCCUAGCGCAGUGCGCGCCUACAGCGUGGUGUCCGUGGACGAUGAUGUCGACGAGCAGAGCGCCACCAACCUGAACGCGAAGGACGCUAAGGACGUGCGUUGCGCCUUGGGCGGGGCAGGCUCGGGCGCCAACGUGCCGCACGCGCGGCCCGAGACGCCGCGCCAGCUCACGCACACGCACGACGAGGAUUGCUCCGACGAUGACGAUCAUGCCAAGCAGAAAUAA